AUGGUUGGGCAUCUGGCAAACCGCGCCCAAUUCGAGCUUAUUAUACCCUCAACACAUACCAGCGUUGAAGCAAAAUUCAACCACAAGCUCGUUCCCGGCGUAUCAUGGCACAGCGGCCGCAUCUUCUCCACAAAGCCGGAACUCUCCUUCAACGAAACAUUGGAAGCAUUCCUCGUCGAGCUACGCUCGCAAAUGAAGCUGGCUGUCAAAAGUGUCUGCCACGCGAAAAUUGAUUACUUCGUGAUGUGCAUGUCGGCUUGUUCCCAGUCGUUCCCGGCUGGGGAUCAGCAGGUUGUGGAUUUCUUUACUCAUAUUAGAUGUGAAGUUACGGCGACCUUUGGGUUCAAGUGUCCGACCACGAUUCCAGCGGGUACGAAUCUGCUUGCUGUGAAGGCUUCAGCAGAGCUGGAGGUUGAGUUGGGGAAGUCGGUUAUUGCUAUUAGUACCGCGACUGUGUGGCAUGCUUAUGGGAUGAAUGAGAUCAAGGAUCAGAUAUCGGGUUGA
Messenger RNA from Hyaloscypha bicolor E, 504 nucleotides. RefSeq lists its product as uncharacterized. The record is from RefSeq and is a predicted model, not a curated record. Lineage: Eukaryota; Fungi; Ascomycota; Leotiomycetes; Helotiales; Hyaloscyphaceae. The transcript has 4 exons. Bases 1 to 504 code for a protein of 167 amino acids.